AUAAAAGUUAACAUUAACAGUGCGCUAUAUUAAAUAGUGGUUUAGGUCAUAUUAUACAUACGUAUGUACCUACGUAAAGGUAAGAUGCCAUACUACUUUACUUAUAUAAGUAAAAUUAGACCAAUACCUAAUCCUUUUAGGUCUAUCUGUGUAAAAAAUGGAAUCAAGAGAUGACAUGGUAGUAAAAUACUUCUCGCUUGGCUUACAACAACGAGAAAUUAUAACUAUGCUGGAAUCUGUUCAUAACAUAAUAAUAAGUCCCAGGAAUCUGAAGAGAAUUCUAAAAAAGAAUAACUCAUAUGGACGAAGAAACUUCUCAAAUCCAAACACGGUCGCAGCGUUCAUAGAAAGCCAGUUGUCAGGAUCUGGUCAAAUGCAUGGAUACCGAUGGAUGCAUUUAAAAUGCAUCCAACAUGGAUUAGUGGUAACCCAAGAAACGGUUAGGGAGUUGUUGAAACUUCUAGAUCCGACAGGGGUAGAUAUUAGAAAAAGAAAAAGAUUACGAAGGAGACAGUAUGUCAGCAAAGGACCAAACUAUGUAUGGCAUGUUGACUCUUACGAUAAACUUAAGCCAUACGGAAUUUGUAUAAAUGGCGCCAUUGAUGGCUUUUCAAGAAAUAUAAUGUGGCUCAAAGCAGGACGUACUUCAAGUGACCCAAAAGUAAUCGCUGGCUACUAUGUACGGGCUGUCAAAAGUUUGGGAGGUUGUCCACAAACGGUACGUAGCGAUAUGGGUACUGAGAACGGAACUAUGGAAAGGAUUCAGACAGCAUUAAAAAGUUUUUUUGAAAUGAAGGAAAGCCAAAAGCCAGCAUUUCUUUAUGGACGCAGUACCGCAAAUCAAAGAAUUGAGUCUUGGUGGUGCAUCUUGCGCAAGCAAAACGUGCAAUAUUGGAUUAACCUUUUCCAAACUUUAAAAGAGGAGGGAUUAUUUAAUGGCACUUUUGUUGAUAAAUCGCUAAUUCAAUUCUGCUUUAUGACGCUCAUACAGGACGAACUAGAUCAAGUGGUAGGCGAAUGGAAUUCACACAGAAUAAGAAGCAGCAGAAAUAGCAUAUCACCUACCGGACGACCAAUAAUUAUGUUCGAGGCGCCAUAUUUAUACCAUUGUGAAAAUUGUUUGGUGGAUAUCCCAGCAGCAGUUAUAGAAAAUUUAGAACAAGAAUGCACUUUUCAUACCAAUCAAUGUGAUGAGGAUAUGAAAACAUUAUGUGAAGAACUCAUAUUGGAGAACAACUUCAGUUGUUCCUUUAGUGAUCCAUAUGAAGCCAGCCAAAUGUACAUUAAGUUAAAAGAAAAGGUGUAUGAAAUUAUAGAAGACUAA
This is a messenger RNA of Brassicogethes aeneus, 1324 nucleotides long. NCBI's taxonomy places the organism in Eukaryota, Metazoa, Arthropoda, Insecta, Coleoptera, Nitidulidae. The record is from the annotation of a GenBank genome assembly.